Messenger RNA from Aspergillus uvarum CBS 121591, 990 nucleotides. RefSeq lists its product as uncharacterized. Gene Ontology annotation, cellular component: mitochondrial inner membrane; mitochondrion. Bases 182 to 502 code for a protein of 106 amino acids. The transcript has 2 exons. The record is from RefSeq and is a predicted model, not a curated record. Gene Ontology annotation, biological process: mitochondrial respiratory chain complex IV assembly. Lineage: Eukaryota; Fungi; Ascomycota; Eurotiomycetes; Eurotiales; Aspergillaceae.
GACCAUUGGAAGCAUCACCAAAAGUUCUCGCCCCGGAGACUGACUGGCUUGAGACCGGACAGACAACUAUUCCCAGAAUCAAUCUAAACAGAUCAAUCCCAACACAACCACAAAGCAUACCCGCACAUACGGCAUCGGACUCUAAUACAUCCCCCCUCCGCUCCGCCACAAAUCGCACAAAAUGUCUUCCAUCCUCCGUAAACUCCAGGGUGGAAACCUCGAGGUCUUCAAGUUCGGAACCUACAUCCUCUUCCCCAUCGGCUGGAUGUACUACUUCGGCACGAACCUCGACGACCGCUUCACCAUCCAGGGCUUCUGGCCCACCGCCGAACAAUCCCACAAGAUCCCUCUCGAGAAGGAGGAGAUCGACCGCGAACUGAACCGCAUGCGCAUGAACGAUGCCAUCCGCCGGGAGCGGAGACAGCGCGAGGCGGAGGCGGAGGCGGAGCUGCAGCUGGCUCAGGCCCGGGCGCAGAUGGAAGGAUCUGCCAGCGCGGAGUAACUUCUCCUUUUUGAGUGAUGUGAUGGCUUGUUUGUUUGUUCGAGCGGGGUGGAGAAAAAGGCUGCGGUGUGAGAUGGAUGCUGCGUAUGCCGAGGUUUCCCUUGACAUCCUGACCCGGGGACGAGCAGACUCAUUCUUUGAUUGAUGGGCUUGCGGUGUAUCCCUCAGCGGAUAGUGGGUUGGUGUGGGCAUCCAUGUCCGCUCCGAUAUGGUGAGUUCGGUACGUUGAUUAUGUACACUCUCUGGCCGGGGGGUUCACUUGUUUUUUAUUUCUUUUCUUUCUUGUUGUAUAACACUCUUCUCUGAGCAUGACCGGAGUUGUAUAUUUGGGAUUGGGGACUGUUUUUUUGUCGGGAGUUCUUUCUUUUAGCUGCAGGACAAAAUUGGACUUCGAUGCUUAUUGGCAGUGUAUGUUCAGUAUCGGUGUCUGCAUGUCCGAAUCGCACGGAUACGCUGCGCUGUAGCUACGAUAUGUAGUCUAGUUUACA